AUGAGUAAUACUGUACACGAAGAACAGUACAACAUUUUGCUCGUUGAAAGCUUUGAACAUCAUUUACACAUUUUAGAUAAUAAUGAAAUAUCUGAUAAGGAUGUAAAAUUAUGUUCUUUGAGUGUAAUAUAUGAGAAAUUAUUAGAAUUUUUCAAUGUUUGCAAUGAGGGAGAAAAAGAAAAGUUUUGUAUUUUUUUUUGCCACUAUUUGUUACACCCUUUAAACAAAUGGAUUAGUGAAGAAUUUGACGAAUACAGGAAUGUUGCUCUUAAUAUUUAUUUUUUAAUUGAAAAAAAUCUCAACGAUAAGUUACUAGAUGUCAUUUUAUUCAAAACCGAAAAAAAUGAUGACAGUUUUCUUCUUAUAUGCACAAAUAGGUUAAAAGAAGAUGAAAAUAAAAAAAUUGUUGAAGAUAAAGAGGAAAUAAGACUAAAAAUACUACAAUUUUUAUAUAAAAUUGUAGUAAGACAUAAUAAUAUAGAUGAAACAACGCUUCCAAACAUAUUGAAUAUAUAUGUUUACCUUGAGAAUAUUUUAAUGGCAUUAUCAAUUUUAAUUAAAGAUCCUUUUCCACUAAUUAAAAAGCUUACGUGCGAGCUGUUAUGUGAACUGAAUUUUGAGGAAGAACGAAAAGAGUUUAAUCACAUAUAUAGAAGUCUGCUAAAAAAUAUGUUAGCUAACAUAAUCUUCAGGCAGAAUGAUGUGAGAGAGCUAAUUUUAAAGUGUUUAAAAAAAUUGAUGCGCUUUGAAAGCAAUAGAGACUUCCUCAAUGAUUCGUCAGAAUGUUUAAAGAAAUUAUGUACGAACAAAUCAAGCAAUGUUGUGUUAGAAAUUGCAAAUUGCGUUGAAGUGUGGAGUUUAAACAUAAAAGAUUUAAAUGAUUGUGAAAAGGCAAAAUUAGUAUUUAUUAUCCUUUUGUGUAUUAAUUCAAAUGUGUCUUCAUAUUUGAAUGAACGAUGCUACCAAGUUUUGCAAAAAAUAACACAUUUGUCAAAGGAAUUGAAAGAUGAUCAGAGAGAGGUAUGUAUUAGUGAAAAUGAAUAUUUUGGAAAAUUAAUAUAUAGUGAAGACCUGGAAAUGGGCAAACAUGGGGGGGGGAAAAAAAAAGUAAGUUCAAGAAUAAUCAACGAUGACGAGGAAAAAACGCAUAUUAGUAUUAGAAACGAGCUGUCCAAUCAAAAAGAUGAUUUGAAAAAAAAAGACGCAUGUUUCGAAAAGGGUGAAAUUAAAACACAUAAGCAAUUUUUUGCUAAUAUGAACAAACUAUUUUAUGUACCUCCCAGUUUUCAUAACACACUAUGCUCCGAUAUUCACCCCCUUUUUGGAAGCAUAAAGAAAGAACUAUUUUGUGAAAUUAUGAACAAUGAAAAAUGUUCUUGGAGUGAAGGAAAAGAAGAAUAUGCAAGUAUUAUAACUAUGUUUUUAUUGUACACUUCAUAUGAUGUUUUUUAUUUUAUUAAACAUAUUAUAAGCUUUGUUUACAAAUCGAUAUCCUUAUUUAAAUAUAUAGACUAUCCAACAACACCUGUGCUAAUAGAUGAUUUGUCCAUGCGAGGAGAAGAAAUUUUCCAAAACACACUGGAUAAGUAUUGUUAUGAAUAUGAAUCAUUAGUAUAUUUAAGUAAAUUUAUUUACUUAAUAAUAACUUGUGGGUAUUUAAUGCCUAUACAAACAUUUCUUUUAGAAAUAGCACAAAUACUCCUAGGUGAUAGUAAUAUUCAAAAUGUAUUAACAAGUUUUUACGAAUUUAAUGACAUUUCAUCGAAUAAUAUGAAAUCGGGUAGUACCAACGGAAAAAUUAAAUGUAAAGAUGGUAGUUCUAAAGUAGGAAGUAAUAUGUCCAAGAAAGAAUAUAUUUUUCUGAAUUCAAACUAUCAUAAAUAUCUACAAAAAGUGUACCAUAGAGGUCUUUUUGAAAAAAAUAAUGAUUUACUUAUAGAAAGUGAAAACAGUAGUAGUAACCCUUUUCACCCACCCUUCUUAUCUGACAAAGAAAUGCAAGAUGUGUUUUCUAUCAAACGGGGAGAUGAAUACACAUGUAAGGAUAAAAAUGAGGAGGAAAAAAAGGAAAAAAUGGACGACAUAAACAAUAAAGCAGAAUAUAGUCAGAAGUUCAAACGUGCUUUUUAUAAAAGUGGGAAUACCACAUUAAACGAAUUAGAUCAAGUUGAAUCUUGCAUUAACAAUGAAUAUUGUGAUCUUUCAAUACUCUAUGAAAAUAAGAAAAUUAUUCUUAUGAUGUUAUCUCAAUUUUUAGCUGGUUACUAUAUAAGGAAAAAGGACUUAUCAAGGAGAAAUAAACUAGUUGAGGAACACAUAAAUUUUGUUUUAUUUAUAAUAAAUGAAAAUAUGAAUUAUGGAAAUAUAGAUUCCUUUCCAUAUAUUUUAAUAAUAAUAAAACAUUUAUUAUACCUAAUGGGGAAGGAAUGCAAAAAUUAUAGUAAUAUCUUAUUUCAUUUUUUAAUUAUUCUCCAGUCAGACAAUCGUUUUUGUUCAAACAAAGACAUAAACAAAUUAAUUGAAAAAAUAGAAUACUACAGUGAAAAAAAAAGAUUUAAUUUUUAUAAUUACGAGUACACAUAUUUUAUACAAAAUGCUCAAAGCAAUAUAAUAGAUUUUAAUGAUUUCCAUAAUUUUAAAUAUAAUAUAAACAUUUUACACAUACUACUAUGUAAUAUAAGUGAAGAAGUUAUUAUGGAGAAGUCAACUUAUUUAAUGAACUUCAUUGCAACAGUAAAUCAUGAAUUAAAACCAUUAAUCAAAUCUGAAUUUCUAUUAUUUCUAAAUUUAUUUUGUUCUAAAAAUUUAUUUCCUACUUUUUUUUUUAAAAAUUCACAUGAUAUAUUGAAAAAUGUUCUCUUACCAUUAUGUACAUGGAGAAGUGGAUUAAACGAAGCUCAAACGAGGAAAGGAGCUUUAUUUUGUAUAAAAACCAUGUUUGUAAAAAAAUUAGUUCACGAAAAUAUAUUUCAGCAAAAUAAUGCAUUAAUUGAAAGUUUAGUAUGCGUCGUUAAGUCAACAAUUGAUGAUACAUGGAAUAAUGAUAAUAGAGAAAUAGGUAUACAAAUAUAUGGACAAAUUGCAAAAAAUAUAAAUAAUAAUAAUAUUUUACUUGUUAUAUUGAACACCUUAAUUAAGCUUUUAGACGACACAAAUAAACCUAUCCGUAAGUGCUCAGCAGUUGCUAUGUAUGGGCUUUUUCAAAAUAAAUCCCUAAUAUUACCAGAUGAUUCCUGUGAACAUAUUUUUCCUAUUUUGUUACUACAUAUGGAUGAUGACUGUUCCAAUUUUAGCAAAACUAUUUAUCAAAUUUUAUCAAUAGCUAAAAAUUUUAAUAACGCAAUUUUUUUAAAGCACGCAAAGGACUCUUCUGAGAACACAAUACAUGCAAAAUCAUAUAAAGAAGAACUGAUGAGAUGA
This is a messenger RNA of Plasmodium malariae, 3420 nucleotides long. Its product is annotated as conserved Plasmodium protein, unknown function. The transcript is spliced from 4 exons. The record is from RefSeq and is a predicted model, not a curated record. Lineage: Eukaryota; Apicomplexa; Aconoidasida; Haemosporida; Plasmodiidae. The coding region runs from base 1 to 3420 and encodes 1139 amino acids.